AUGGUUACAAUUUCUAAGCCAACUUUACGACGUAUCCCAGUGGACGCUCCCAUAGAAGAGUUUAUUGAAGCUAUAAAAAGGGACGGCGGCUGUAUCUGUACGAACUAUGCCACAAUAGAAGAUGUUGCUGCCGCAAAUGCAGAGGUGAAACCUUUCUUAGAUGCUGAUAAACCGUGGCAAGGGAAACUCUUCCCACCAGAGACUCGACGUUGUAAUCGGCUUCUAUGGAGAAGCCCUACAUGUCGAGAGAAGUUCUUUAUGCAUCCUCUUUAUCAGGAACUAGGAGAGUAUUUCCUCUCUUCUACAGACCCAACCUGGUACGACGAGAAGUGUACCUACUACACCUCACAUCCCCUUCUCUCGGCUGCUCUCGGCAUCGAUGUCCGCCCCAAGGCUGUCGGACAACGUCUACACCGCGACGACAAAAUGUAUCACACUCGACACACCGAUGCUACUCACACAGGAUGGACAGUAGGCCGAGAUGAUGGAUUUGGUCUCUUUGUCCCCGGCAUCAAAACCACAGUCGAAAACGGCGCCACGCGUAUGAUUCCUGGCUCCCACCUUUGGGGUGACGAUAGAGGGGCCAACUCCAACGACGCCAUCUAUGCUGAAAUGGAAGUUGGGGAAGCAGCAUUCAUGCUAGCUUCUACAUAUCAUGGUGGCAGUACUAAUAAUUCGAAGGACGAGAACAGAAUGCUGUUGGCAAUGUUCAUGUGCAAGGGAACUUUGAGGCAGGAGUUCGCGACUUUGCUCGAGUAUCCCCCAGAGGUAGCAAAAGGUUUCUCCAAGGAGUGCCAGGCGAGGUUGGGCUAUAUGAUCAGCAGUCCUAACUGUGGAAUGGUUGAUAUGAGAUCACCGGAUUUCUUGCUGCAGGAUGAUUUUGAUGAAGUGCCUCCCAACGUAGAUGUAGAUGCUGCCGAAUGA
Molecule: messenger RNA, 924 nt
Organism: Lachnellula hyalina
Lineage: Eukaryota; Fungi; Ascomycota; Leotiomycetes; Helotiales; Lachnaceae
Product: Dioxygenase
Exons: 3
Coding region: 1-924 (307 amino acids)
Source: RefSeq, a predicted model, not a curated record